Emiliania huxleyi CCMP1516 is the source of this 459-nucleotide messenger RNA. RefSeq lists its product as hypothetical. The record is from RefSeq and is a predicted model, not a curated record. NCBI's taxonomy places the organism in Eukaryota, Haptophyta, Isochrysidales, Noelaerhabdaceae. The transcript has a single exon. The coding region runs from base 1 to 459 and encodes 152 amino acids.
AUGGCGAACGAGCUCGAGCCGCGCGCGUCGCACGUCCUGCCUGCCGCGGUGAGCGCCUGGAUCUCGGGCCGCCGCGCCCGGCGCGAGAGCCCGGAGGACGUGCUCGCGGAUCUCGGCCUCUGCCUCGCGAGCGAGGCCAGCGAGAGCGAGGAGGAGCGCUGGCUGCGGGUUGCGUACCUGGUGGCCGAGUGCCGCUCGCUCUGCCGGCCACGGUCCCGGCCCGCCUCGGCAGGCGACACCACCGCCACCGACGCCGCGCGAAUCCUCGCCGGUGCGUCUGCCGUGCUUGUCCUGGUCGGCGCGGACGCGUCAGAGUCGUCCGGCUUCCCAUGCUUUCCGAGCCCCGCUGGCGCGCGGCCGGUGGACGGCUCGCCCAACCUCUUUGAGCGCGUCGCGGCGCGGCACGGCCUCGCGACGCCGGAGAGGCUCUUCGAGAUGAGCAGCUUUGUCAUCAAUUAA